Pelobates fuscus (common spadefoot toad) is the source of this 538-nucleotide messenger RNA. RefSeq names its product fatty acid-binding protein, liver-like. Gene Ontology annotation, biological process: fatty acid transport. Gene Ontology annotation, cellular component: cytosol; nucleus. Gene Ontology annotation, molecular function: fatty acid binding. The record is from RefSeq and is a predicted model, not a curated record. Bases 75 to 455 code for a protein of 126 amino acids. NCBI's taxonomy places the organism in Eukaryota, Metazoa, Chordata, Amphibia, Anura, Pelobatidae. The transcript is spliced from 4 exons.
GGACAGAUACUAUACUAUCACUCCUCUCUUCUCCUGCUGCCUGAGCUCUGCGCUAUUGGAUACCAAGUGACAUCAUGCCAUUCACUGGAACCUGGCAGGUCUAUGUGCAAGAGAAUUAUGACAAUUUCCUGAGGUCUCUAGGGUUGCCAGAAGAAAUUGUUAAGGUGGCCAAAGAUAUCAAUCCAGUGAUUGAAAUUCAACAAAAUGGAAACAACUUCAUUGUCUCAUCAAAGACACCUAAACAAACCAACACCAAUACUUUCACUGUUGGAAAAGAAUCGGAAAUUACCACACCUGAUGGGAAAAAAAUUAAGGUCACCGUUAACCUGGAAGGAGGAAAACUAAUCUGCAAGAGCGAUAAAUUCUCCCAUAUUCAAGAAAUUCAGGGAUCUGAAAUGGUGGAGACAAUCACAAUUGGUUCAGCAACAAUGAUCAGGAAAAGCAAGAAGGCUUAAAACAAGAAACUCUUAUUUUUUACUAUUUAACAACAUGUGCUGCAACAACAUAUUUUAAUAAUAAAAUAAUGUUUCAGUGGGAA